Molecule: messenger RNA, 681 nt
Organism: Orbilia oligospora ATCC 24927
Lineage: Eukaryota; Fungi; Ascomycota; Orbiliomycetes; Orbiliales; Orbiliaceae
Exons: 1
Coding region: 1-681 (226 amino acids)
Molecular function (GO): protein binding
Source: RefSeq, a predicted model, not a curated record
AUGCCAAUUUACCUCUAUUCCAAGCCAGAUGUCAUACUGGCUAUUGGGGAUAGCGAAUUCGAAAUCGAAGCGCAUGAAUAUACGCUAGCAUCUCAAUCAGAGUUUUUCAAAGCAGCUCUCCGUUCUGGACUAAAAGAAUCCCAAGAAAGGCGCAUCACACUACCCGAAAUUACCAAGGACAAUAUGAUUACGGUCCUUAAUUGGCUGUAUAGGGUACCCGUAGAAACCUACUACGCUUAUAAUAUGCAUGGGAAGCAACCCUUUUCGAAAGAAACUGCACAGGCCCUGAAGGAUAUCAUGCAAACAUUUGAUUUUCUACAGAUAAAGGGUGCAGGGAGAGAUUAUUGUAAAUUUAUGGAGCAGAGCUUAAAAGAAAUAAGAGUCGGAAGCACUGGAACCCAGCUUAAUGCUGAAGACGCUGAGAGUAUUGUUACCCAGUUGAACGAGUUAUAUAAGUCAGGAGCCUCGAUAAGCCCCAGUGCCAUGAAUAACCUCGUCGAUGAGAUAACCAGGGGGUAUAGUAAUCUCGGUGACGAUUCUAUUCCACAGAACUUCAUUGAGGUAUUUGGCAAGUUAUCAGACCCCGAUGGGAAGUGCUUCCGAGAUAUUUCGGUAGCAUACGCAAGGGAACUUCACACGCGAUUAAAGCAACAGCGAACUAUUAAUUUUUCAGAGUAUUAG